Molecule: messenger RNA, 2125 nt
Organism: Culicoides brevitarsis
Lineage: Eukaryota; Metazoa; Arthropoda; Insecta; Diptera; Ceratopogonidae
Gene: PXo
Product: solute carrier family 53 member 1
Exons: 5
Coding region: 48-2051 (667 amino acids)
Biological process (GO): cellular response to phosphate starvation; phosphate ion transport
Cellular component (GO): Golgi apparatus; cytoplasm; plasma membrane
Molecular function (GO): inositol hexakisphosphate binding
Source: RefSeq, a predicted model, not a curated record
CAAUAAAUGCGAAUUUUCCUGCUUUCCUGUCGUCUGUUUUUCGUGAAAUGAAGUUUGCUGAACACCUGAGUGCUCACAUCACGCCAGAAUGGAGAAAACAAUACAUAAAUUACGAGGAGAUGAAAUCUUUGUUGUACACAGCUGUCGAACAAUCCCCUUCAGGCGACGUAAUUGAUCCAGAAAUCCUCACACGAUACUUUGCCAAGUUUGACGAGCAGUUUUUUCACUUUUGCGACAAUGAACUUGCCAAAAUCAACACUUUUUACUCGGAAAAGCUCGCAGAAAGUACUCGCAAAUUCGCGAAUCUCCGAAGCGAAUUGGCGGAAGCACAAAUUGAAGCGAUGCCGGAGAAGGAAAAAGCUCGUUUUCGUAAACCUUUGAUAGCAAGGCGUAAAGAUCAUCCCGUGAGGAAGGCACAAGAAUUGAAAUUAGCAUUCAGCGAGUUUUACUUGAGCCUCGUAUUGCUGCAAAAUUAUCAAAAUUUGAAUUUUACGGGAUUUCGGAAGAUUUUGAAGAAACAUGAUAAGUUGUUAUCAGUAGAUUUUGGGGCAAGAUGGCGACAGGAACACGUCGAACAAUCACAUUUUUACACAAAUAAGGAUAUUGACAGGUUAAUUAAUGAGACUGAACAAAUAGUGACGGAAAUCGAAGGAGGCAAUCGUACAAAAGCGAUGAAACGGUUGAGAGUUCCGCCGCUUGGAGAGCAUCAAAGUGCAUGGACAACCUUCAAAGUUGGGCUAUUUAGCGGAGCAUUUUUCGUAUUAAUUGUAGCUGUUAUUCUUUCGACGCUCUUUUACAAUCACGCAACAGAUGAAAAUUUUCGGGUUGCGAUUCGACUUUAUCGAGCGCCGUUUCUCGUGAUACUUUUCUUGUUCUUCUGGUCAAUUAAUGUUUACGGUUGGCGCUCAUCUGGCGUGAAUCACGUUCUCAUUUUCGAGAUCGAUCCGCGAAAUCAUUUGUCGGAACAACAUAUUAUGGAAUUAGCUGCUAUAUUUGGAGUCGUUUGGAGCUUAAGUGUUUUGUCAUAUCUCUAUAGCGAUGUGUUGGGUAUCCCUGCUUAUAUUAAUCCAUUGAUAAUGUACGUUGUUUGUUUAGCAUUUUUGUUCAAUCCGACAAAGACAAUGCGACAUGAGGCACGUUUUUGGACAAUAAGAGUUGUAAGUCGAGUACUCACAGCGCCCUUUUGGUUCGUCAAUUUUGCCGAUUUUUGGGUUGCUGAUCAGUUAAAUAGCAUCGUGCCAGCUUUCCUUGACAUCGAGUUCUUCUUUUGCUUUUACUCAACGAACAGUAAUUGGCGUAAAGUCGAUGCGGAUAGCGUUUGUUUGAGUGAUACGAGUAUUCGUCGAACGAUUGUUGCCUUAUUACCUGCGUGGUUUCGAUGUGCUCAAUGCCUUCGUCGAUAUAAAGACACGCGAGAAGCGUUUCCUCACUUAGCUAAUGCCACGAAAUACGCUACUUCAUUUUUUGUCGUCAUUUUUUCGUCAAUUGCUUCAUUAACUUCAGACUAUUAUGAGAAAUCUGUGCAGAAUCCAUGGUUCUAUUUGUGGAUAAUAGCAUCGAUAGUUUCAUCCUUUUAUGCUUAUACGUGGGAUAUAAAGAUGGAUUGGGGACUUUUUGAUCCAAAAGCGGGCGAUAAUACGUUUUUGCGAGAGGAAAUUGUAUAUAGCUCAAAUGCCUUUUAUUACUUUGCCAUAAUCGCAGACCUCAUACUUCGUUUCCUUUGGACAUUGUCAAUAAGUUUAAUUGAAGUUGGAUAUACGAGUCGAGAGACAAUGAUAACUUGUUUGAGCCCCGUUGAAGUUUUUCGUCGUUUCGUAUGGAAUUUCUUCCGUUUGGAGAACGAACAUUUGAAUAAUUGUGGUAAAUUUCGUGCUGUACGAGAUAUUUCUGUUGCUCCAAUGGAUAGCAGUGAUCAGGAAAAGAUCAUUCGGAUGAUGGAUUGUGAUGACGGAGUCGUAAAUCGACGAAAAACAAUUGGCGGAAGACAAAAAAGUGUCGAGCAUCGUGUACGAAUCAAUGUUGAAGACUCACAAGAUGACUUUGAUCUAUGAGGAAACGGGGGUUAAAGCUAAAAUAUUCCAAAAAAUGUAUUUAGUUUUAAGUUUUUAAGUGUAAAUACAAACAA